Molecule: messenger RNA, 684 nt
Organism: Hepatospora eriocheir
Lineage: Eukaryota; Fungi; Microsporidia; Hepatosporidae
Source: the annotation of a GenBank genome assembly
AUGGAUUUUACAAAAGAUUUUGUUAACCGUUUAGAUAAAAUAAAAAAUUCUGACAUUAAAUUUGUUGAAGGGUAUGAAAAUGUAGAAAAAGAAUAUCUUAAAAUAAGAGAUUAUUUGAUUAGAUUAAAAGAUUGUCUUCAUGCAUUCAAACACUAUGAACAUGGAGGAAAAACAGUAAAGAAUAUAAAAAAAAUAUUUAAAUAUGUACAAGAUAAAUCAAGGGUGAAAUUCUUAAAAGAUUUUGAUUGUUAUAGUAGAAUAGCAUAUUUAUUUGAAAAAAGAGCUAGGAGAAUGACAAGAGAAACCAAUAAAGACUUAAGAAAUGAUUUAAGUGGUAUAUUUUAUGAUGUGUCAAUAUCAAAGACAGAAUUUAAUGAACUUAUUAAAAAUUUAAUUAAAGAGUUAGAUAAGCUGAUAUCAUUUACUUAUACAAUUGAUGGGUAUAGAAAAGCAAAUUUAGAGGCAAUUUACUCUCUAGAUAAUUUAUAUCACAUGAAAGGAUAUCGAGAUGAGCUAAUCAGAAUAGAACAUAAAAAUUUUGAUAUAGAUUGCAGAGGAACCUUAAAACAAAUGAUGAUAUUUAACACAACACCAGAAAUACCAGAAAUUCUAAAUAAGUUUUUAAAAGAACAUCAAAAACAUACAAAAUAUAUUUUUGAUAGAAUACAAACUGUGAUUAAAUAA